AUGGGUGCAGUUCAGCUUCUGUACGACUACUCCGGCCUGGCCGGCCUGGCCACUAUCGCGUUUCUCACCAUCUACACCCUCUGGAGCUGCGUGUACAACUACUACUUCCACCCGCUGGCCAAGUACCCGGGCCCCUUCCUCGCCAAGAUCUCCCCCGUCUACAGCAUCUACGGCCUCUUCCGCGGCCGCUGGCCCUUUGACGUGCACCAGCUGCACCUCCGGUACGGCCCCGUUGUGCGCACCAUGCCGUCAGAGCUCGCCUUUACGGACCCGGCGGCGUGGAAGGACAUUUAUGGCCACAGACAGGGCCAUCCGCAGUUUCACAAGGACCCCAUCCACGUCGGCUCCGUCCAGGACCUCCCCGGCGCCACGACCCUGACCAUGGCCGACGACGCCAACCACGCCCGCCAGCGCCGCACGCUGUCCCACGCCUUUAGCCAGAAGGCGCUGCUCGAGCAGGAGAGCAUCAUCCGCGGCUACGUCGACCUCUUUGUGCAGAAGCUGACGCCGCUGGCCCGGUCCGGCGCCGCCGUCAACAUGUGCGACUGGUUUAACUUUACGACGUUUGACAUCAUCGGCGACAUGGCCUUUGGCGAACCGUUCGGCUGCCUCAAGGACGGCGUGUUCCACUCCUGGGUCUCCCUCAUCACCGACACGAUCAAGGCGGGCGCCUACGAGCAGGCGACGCGGCGCAUGUUCCGCACGGGCAGUUUCUGGCAGCGGACGCUCGUCAAGCUCAUCCCGAGCGACCUGCGCGAGAAGCGCGGCCUCCGCCGCGAGCACCGCGACUUCCUCUACUACAUCCUGCGACAGAACGAAAAGGGCACCGUCUCGCAGAACGAGAUUAUCCUCAACUCGGCCCUCUUCAUCGUCGCCGGCUCCGAGACGACGGCGUCCCUCCUCUCGGGCCUGCUCAUGCACCUGCUGCGCACCCCCGCCGCCCACGCCCGCCUGACGCGCGAGGUCCGCGACGCCUUCCCCGGCGCCGCCGGCGCCGCCGACAUGCAGUUCCUCGCCCUCCAGGACCUGCCCUACAUGAACGCCUGCAUCGACGAGGCCCUGCGCAUCUUCCCGCCCGUGCCCACGGGCCUGACGCGCACCGUGCCCCGCGGCGGCGACACGGUCGCCGGCGAGUUCCUGCCCGGCGGCACCACCGUCUCCGUCUACAGCUGGGCCGCCACCCACUCGCCCCGCAACUGGGCGCGGCCCGACGACUUUCUGCCGGAGCGGUGGCUCGACGGCGACGGCGACGGCGACGGGCCGUCGCCCUUUGCGCGCGACGCCCGCGACGCGAGCCAGGCCUUCUCGCUCGGCCCGCGCGGCUGCAUCGGCAAGCACCUGAGCUACCUCGAGCUGCGCCUCAUCCUGGCCAACCUGCUGUGGCAUUUGACGUCGAAGCGCGUGCCGACGGCCCCCGGCGAUAGUCGAUCUCUGAGACGUCGGGGCGACUAUGAGCCACGUCAAGGCGUUCAAUACGUGGACUAG
Molecule: messenger RNA, 1485 nt
Organism: Verticillium dahliae VdLs.17
Lineage: Eukaryota; Fungi; Ascomycota; Sordariomycetes; Glomerellales; Plectosphaerellaceae
Product: averantin oxidoreductase
Exons: 5
Coding region: 1-1485 (494 amino acids)
Molecular function (GO): oxidoreductase activity, acting on paired donors, with incorporation or reduction of molecular oxygen; iron ion binding; heme binding
Source: RefSeq, a predicted model, not a curated record